UUUAUAAAUUGAAGCAGUAUUUUAUGUUAACAUAUAUUUAUAAAUUAUUUGUUACGAAAUGACUGCUUUGGGAGAUCUUCCUGAAGUGAUGUCGUUUUUUGGCACAGACCUUAAAACUGGUUCGUUAAUAAUCGCUGCACUUGGCAUUGUGCAUCCGAUGGCGUUUGGAUGUUCAUUUUUCAUGCCACUAAGCUACUUACUGGUCACCAUUUGGCUGCUAGUUGCCUGUUACUUUGCUGCGAGUGUCUGUUUGUUUUUUGGUCUUAAUACGAAUGACACAUUCCUGAUCGCACUUUGGAUAUGGUACGCGGUUAUCUUCGUGGUGGUUAUGUUAAUGAUGAUGAUCCUACUCGCCCUGGUGUACACAUCACGUCGUCAGAGGAGUAGAGUAUUAGUUGUUAUACUAGGAAUGCUUUGGUACAUACUUACAGUAUAUUUCAUCCUGGUAGUGAACAGUCAUCGAAAUGUUUUAUUAAAAGAACAAAACUUAGACGAAAAAAUUACUGAUAAGAAGUUUUAA
Messenger RNA from Papilio xuthus (Asian swallowtail), 520 nucleotides. RefSeq lists its product as uncharacterized. Lineage: Eukaryota; Metazoa; Arthropoda; Insecta; Lepidoptera; Papilionidae. The transcript is spliced from 4 exons. Bases 59 to 520 code for a protein of 153 amino acids. The record is from RefSeq and is a predicted model, not a curated record.